AUGGAUCAGGUGGUAGAGGUUAGGAGGGUCACUAAUAGGAUGAUGUUGAUUAAGGUGGUCGUUGAAGGGCUCACUUUGAAUAUUAUUAGUACGUAUGCGGCGCAAAGGGGCUUAGGCGAGGAGGAUAAGAGGCGCUUUUGGGAGGAUUUGGAUGAGUUAGUGGGAGGCAUAACGCCUACUGAGAAGCUAUUCGUGGGAGAGAUUAAGAUGGAGAAGAAGAAGAGGAUCGUGGAUGACCGGCCUAGGAUCAGAUGGGGGAGUUUGACCAUGACUAGUGCCCUGGAGUUGGGAGAGAAAUUAAAGGCUAUGGGGGCCUGGGAGAGUAGUGGGGAUGCGACCAGUAGUCGUGGUGGGCAUCGAGGGGACUGGUGGUGGAAUGGAGAAGUUCAAGGGAAGGUAGAAGCAAAUAAGGUGGCGUAUGUGAGGUUGAUAAAAAGCAAGGAUGAGGUGAAGAAGUGGACGAAUAGGGAAAUUUAUAAGAUGGCGAGAAAAGAGGCAAAGUUAGCGGUUUCGACAGCAAAAAGGGUAGCUUUUGAAUGCCUUUAUGCUGAACUAGAGGAAAAAUGUGGGGAUAAAAAAUUGUUCAGGCUAGCCAAGGCGAGGGAGAGGAGGGCACGUGAUGUGGAUCAAGUGAAGUGCAUCAAGGAGGAGCAUGGCAAAGUAUUGGUAGAGGAGGUUCUCAUUAGACGGAGAUGA
This is a messenger RNA of Lycium ferocissimum, 696 nucleotides long. RefSeq lists its product as uncharacterized. The coding region runs from base 1 to 696 and encodes 231 amino acids. The transcript is spliced from 3 exons. NCBI's taxonomy places the organism in Eukaryota, Viridiplantae, Streptophyta, Magnoliopsida, Solanales, Solanaceae. The record is from RefSeq and is a predicted model, not a curated record.